UGCAUCACUGCUGCCGACUAUCGGCUUAGCUCCCUCCGCCGCUGCCGCUUGCUGCCACCGCUGCUGCUGCUGCACAGCGAGAAGAUAGCAAGAGGGCUCGGCGCGCGUGUGCGCACAAUGGCUCGGCGAGCCAUGGAGCAGGUACUGGAGAGCCUCCCCGAGCUACCCGUGUGCACAGGGGCCAAGGACACAGACCUCAUCUUCCUGCGAGGACUCAUGGCGAGCCCCAUUGUUCAGUCCCUCGCCAAGGCGCAGGCUCGGCUUGAGGAGCCCAAGCUCGAGGCCGUGGGUGAGAACAACCUGGAGCUGGUCAAGGAGAUCCUGGAGGACAUUUCUCCAAUGGCAGAUCAGGAUGGAGGGGCGGCCGAGUUAGCGAACAUCUUAAAUGAGCCUCACUUUCAGUCUCUGCUGGAAGCGCAUGACGUGGUGGCCUCCCAGAGCUACGACAACAUCACGAGCAGCACGGGGAACGAUAGCAGCGACCUCUGGAGUGACCCGGUUGCCCUGGACGGAGCUGCUGGGACGGACGCCAUCCGCAUGGUCGGAAUUCGCAAGGUGGAGGGGCAGCCACUGGGCGUCACGUUCCGCGUUGAGAGCAGCGAGCUGGUGAUCGCGCGCAUCCUGCGGGGCGGCAUGAUCGACCAGCAGGGCCUCCUGCACGUUGGCGACGUCAUCCGUGAGGUCAACGGCCGCGACGUCACCAAUGACCCCGCCGGGCUGCAGCGCUUCCUGCGCGAGGCCACGGGCAGCGUCGUGCUCAAGAUCCUGCCCAGCUACACACGCUCGUCACCCCCCGCACAGUGUGUUUGGAAGGUGUUUGUGAAGUGCUACUUCGACUACAACCCGGAGGAUGACCAGCUGAUUCCGUGCAAGGAGGCAGGCAUGCGUUUCAACCGCGGGGACAUCCUGCAGAUCGUGAGCCAAGAGGACCCAGACUGGUGGCAGGCGCUGAAGGUGAAGGAUGGAGGCAGUGCCGGGCUCAUUCCCAGCCAAACGCUGGAGGAGAAGAGGAAAGCUUACGUGAGGCACGAGUGGGACUACACGGGCGUAUCUGGAGGUUUCUGUGGCGUCUUGGGUGGGAAAAAGAAGAAGAAAAUGAUGUACAUGUCCACUAAAAAUGCAGAGUUCGACCGCCACGAGAUCCUGAUUUACGAGGAAGUUGCCAAGAUGCCACCGUUCCAGAGGAAGACGCUCAUGCUCAUCGGAGCGCAGGGGGUCGGUCGGCGAAGCCUCAAGAACCGCCUGCUCGUGGCCAACCCGUCGCGAUACGGAAUGAUCGUGCCUUUCACGUCUCGGCCUCCGAGGGACGACGAGAAGGAGGGCCAGGGCUAUUACUUCGUGUCGCGCGCCGAUAUGGAGGCGGACAUCCGCGCCGGCCGCUACCUCGAGAGCGGCGAGUACGAGGGGAACCUGUACGGCACCAAGAUCGAGUCGAUCCACGGCGUCGUGCGCACCGGCAAGAUGUGCAUCCUCGACGUCAACCCCCAGGCCCUGAAGGUCCUGCGGACGGCGGAGUUCAUGCCCUUCGUGGUGUUCGUGGCGGCGCCCACGCUGGAGACGCUGCGCGCGAUGCACCGCGCCGCCCUCGACGCCGGCGCCACCAGCAAGCACCUGACGGACACGGACCUCAAGAAGACGGUGGACGAGAGUGUGCGCAUCCAGCGAGCCUACAGUCACUUCUUUGACUUGAAGAUAGUCAACAACAACAUGGAUGUGGCAUUCGCCAAGCUGAGAGCUGCCCUGGAAGGGCUUGGCAAGGAGCCCCAGUGGGUGCCCAUCAGUUGGGUCUACUGACAGCAGCACUCGUGGCAAAGUCAGGAUUUUUUAACAAAAUUUCCUUCCCUUUUUUUAUUUUUUAAAUCGGAGGAGAACUGACGCCAACGUCUGAAGUGUGCGCGGUCGGGCAUGGCGAGAGGGUGGAUGGAGAGAUGUCUUCAGCUGAACAGAUGUGAAAGAUCCUCGAUGGCGAUGGGGUUAGAGGGUGCAAAAGAAUAUUUUCUUUUUAAUGCCGAUUGCAGACUUGGACGGGAUAAUCCGGGACGAUCUGGGCAUCAAGGAAGGCGUGCGGCCACUACUGGAACUUAGCCCUCUGUUUGUGAUCCAAGAAUAUUGGACUUUGCAUGGGUGCAUCUGCCGUUGUGUGUGCGUGGCAUAAUCCAGUGAACGUUAGAUCUGUUGUGUGGAUGCAAAGUGUCCAGGCUAGGGGGCCGAUAAGGGAACUUGAAAAAGAAGCUGGCAUUCAUAAAUUAGCCCUCAUGGUUGUAGGCAUUGCAGUAUUGCCCCGUCUGCCUCUCAUCACCACGUGGCUCACGGAUUUCAAGUGCCAUUGUGUAUUUCAUGCAUUUUUUUCCUCCCCUUUUUGGGAUGCUAAACAUUUCUUGAGGAAAAUGUUAACAGUAACACUCUCGAGAUGCUUUCUUAGGCAGUGUUAAUUGCAUUGAGACCUGUGAUGAGAAGACUAAUUAUUAACGUAACUUUAAUCGGGCUUAACUCCUGACCACAGACAAUAUACAUCAGAAUGAGGAUGAAGGAAAGCUGUCUGUACACUAUUAUGGGAACAUUUAAAAAGUGGAUAUAGUCGGUCCAGAUAUUCUCAACAGGUUUUAAGAAAGCACGACAUAUUUUUAGACUUAGUUGAAGGCAGAUCUUAUAGACCAACGACAGAUAAAUUCAUCAUAGUAGUUGCUAAAUUACAAAUAAUGUGUGUGUGCUGUAUAUAAUUUGAAAAUGUAUGUAUACAUGUCUUCGUGCGUGCGGUGGUGCAGCGGUUAGCGCACUGUUCGACAAACCGUGUGGCCCGCGUUCGAUUCUUUCUCACGGCCAACACCAGGGACGAUUAUCUGAACCAGUCCUGGGCCUCCCCGAGGUCGAUUCAGCCUCAAAUAAGUACCUGGUCUGAUGUGUAAACAUCGUCUCGAGGGAAACAAAGGUGACCAGGCGCGAUGCUGGCCACGUAACCCCUCCUGUGACGUGCCAUCCUUGAUAGGUGCUCGCUAACAGCACUUUCCCCAAUAGCCUGAUAAGACCUGAUAGUGCUAUAUGGGUGGUCUUUGUCUUUGUGUGUGCGUGCAUAUAUCCACGUGUGUAUGUAUAAAACGGUAUACAACACAGCAAGAGGUAGGCAGUGGAAAACACAGUCAGUGCAUCUGCCGGUUAUUUCAGUCAAUCAGUCAGUUCGUUGUCCUUCCACCGCACCUCUGAUUAUCACGGUUGGCUACGUACGGUGCGAAAGAAGUUCUACACACGUACAACGCAACAACUGGGUUAGUCCUGGGGCCUCCUGCCAGAGAGCCUGAGACAUUUUACGUGGCCUCAAAGUGAAUUUGGCACAUAUCUGGAGCAGUCAUGGUUGUUUUGAUAUAUUGCGUUACUACUCCUGGCUACCCAGUAUUAUUAGUUCCUGGUCAUGCACACAAGUGAAAAAAAUGUGGAGUCGAUAUUGUAAGUAUCUAUCCUGGCAGCGGCCUCCCUUAAGUCAGGUCAGCCUAAAACUGGAGUCUAAACAUGGCCGUAGGGGAGACACGGGCAUCUAAGCAUCAUCCUGGCCACGCCAUCACUUAUGUGAUGCCGUCUUUAAUAGAUUCUCGCUAACAGCACUUGCCCCAACAGUAUGUUAAGCCUAUACGGGGGAUCUUUGUCUUUGCUUUAUAAGCGCAGUGUAAGGAGGUGUGACAGUGCCAGUCCCAUCAUAGUAAAUAAACAAAUCCAAAAGAAUAAACUUUAUAAAUCCGUUAUAGAGUUUUAUGUCAGAGCUCUGAGCGAACAGUAACAUCUGCGAAAGCCGCGCGAAAUGUCAACCACGGCGGCACGGUAACGAUCGUUCAUCGCUCGGCAGGGUUACCGAGGAUUUUAUGCGCAAAUUCCGCGCGCACAACGAACGUGUCGAAUGGAGAGAAAAAAUCUCCCUCCAGGGUAAUCUGCAUGCCAUUCUGAAAGGGACGAGAAAUCAUUGUCACACGCCUGUUUGAUAUGAGCGGAGCCCCAUCCCAGGAAAUAUCUGGCUCCCAGGGUGCGUGUGAAUGAUUAUUUUUGACACUGUCAAAUAUGAUUUUUUUCAAUAUAUAUUUUACCCACAAUGAAUAUUUUGCAUUUCAAAGUGAGCGACCUUCUAUGAGCAAGGAAACCGAUUUAUCGCAUCGGAGCAAUUGCAUAAAUUAAGUAGCACGGCAUCAUAUAAAUUGUAAUUUAUGAGAAUGUAAAUUUUUGGCAUUGUUCGAUGCAAUGAAAUUAACAAAUUUGUAUGAGGUAGGGCUGACACACCUCCUUGUCACGGAGCACAUUGUGCAUACAUCAAUACUCCGCUAAGGAGAUUUGGCAGCACGUUGCCCUGUGCCAUCUUCGUCACUUUCAAAGGCAAAGACUUUUGAAAAUGAGGCUCUAAAGGUCAUACGGACUUGCGUGUCUUGAAGCCCCGUGUUAACGCAUACAUUUUUGUUUGGCUUCGGGACGAUUCAACUACCUUGGAAUAUCGUAAACAUGCCUGGCAUGAGUAAUAUUUUAAUGUAUAUUGAACUUCUUUCACACCGUACCUAGCCAACCAUGCUAAUCGGAGGUGCAGGGAAAGGACAACACACUAGACACAAAAAUCAGUCCUCAAGAAAUUUGUUUUUAAUGAAGGUUAAAAAAAAAAUUGUUUAGUAAAUACACUACAGUAUAAACACACAAGAUGGCAAUGAGCCAACAAGUCUUUGUUGCAAAGGAGAUCAGAUUAUACGUAGUCUUUAUUUUCACGAGUGAUGUACAGCAUUUUGCUGCGUUAAAAAAAGCAAACCUACAUUGGACCCUUUUGAUGAUUUGCAGAUAACAAAAUAAUGACAUAGGGGUUAUCGCCAUAAAAUAAAAUAACGACAAUUAUUUUUCGAUUUAAAGCUUUCGUGACUGCAGGGAUUCAUCUUCUUGGUUCUUUCGGUAAAGUCACGUAGA
Lethenteron reissneri (Far Eastern brook lamprey) is the source of this 4923-nucleotide messenger RNA. Its product is annotated as protein PALS2-like. Lineage: Eukaryota; Metazoa; Chordata; Hyperoartia; Petromyzontiformes; Petromyzontidae. Gene Ontology annotation, molecular function: protein binding. The record is from RefSeq and is a predicted model, not a curated record.